AUGAUGAUGUCAACUUCCGGGCCGGCCACGAUCGAGGAAGCCGCGUUGGCAUCCCUCGCUAGCUACUCUCCAGAGGAGUGCCAGAUGGCUGAGGAGGCCCUCCGUGCGGUGUUAAUGGAGAAGGUACAGGCCCUUGCGGCUGAGCAUGGUGAUGCCUUCAUUCAGAGUCUGGUGCAGAAGGAGAUUUUCAGGACAAAGCAGAUGGAGAAGGAGCUGGCGAACGUCAAGAAGAGGCUGGGCGUGCAGGAGCGCGUCGUGGACGACGUGCGAAUGGACAUGCGCAAAGUCAAAGCACAAGAGGAGAAGUCCAAAUAUCUCUGUCACAGCCUGCAGGAGACGGCUAAGAAGCGAGAACAGCUGACAGAGAAGAUGCAGCCCGAGAUGGAAACCUACCGCAGCGGCGUGCGGGAGCGCGUGAACCAGAACGUGCAGGACAUCUGGGCAGAGUGUGAGAAGCGCCGCGAGGUCGUCGAGAAGGUCGAGGCGGAGGUGAAGGAGCUAGAGGUGACGCUGGCGCACAAGAAGGAGUCAUUUGAGCAGAGCUUUGCGGAGUUUCAGGAGGGGCUGAAGGGGCGCAUGGCGCACUACCAGGAGCUCGUUGUCGCCUACCAGGAGGCAACCAAGGAGAUGGAGCGUAUCGAGACACGGCUGGUGCUGGUGCGACGCGAGCGCAACUCGGUGGAGAUGAUGCGGGCAAACCUGCAACAGCAGCUCGAGGUAUACGAGAAGCAGUUUGAAGGGUUCGCCGAGUCUGUCAUGAAGCCGGACGAAGUCAAGGCUCUCGCACAGCGCCAGCAUGAUCAGGCGAAGAUGCGCAUCGCCGAGUUGGAGGCCGAAAAGGCCAAUGUCCAUCAGCAGCGCCUGGAGAUGGACAAGGAGACGACGGACCUGCGCGCCAAGCACGCGUCACUGAAGCGCGAGAUUCAGCAAUUGGAGAAGGCGAAGGCUGCGGCGGAGAAAAAGUGCCGCCAAGCUCAGCAGAGCCGACAGGAAAAGAAGUAG
Molecule: messenger RNA, 1002 nt
Organism: Leishmania braziliensis MHOM/BR/75/M2904
Lineage: Eukaryota; Euglenozoa; Kinetoplastea; Trypanosomatida; Trypanosomatidae
Exons: 1
Coding region: 1-1002 (333 amino acids)
Molecular function (GO): syntaxin binding
Source: RefSeq, a predicted model, not a curated record